UCAGGUAACAAAACGUUCAAGUAAACAUUGAAUGUCAGUUAACAUGAGAGUCGUAAAAUAAAGCUCAUCAGUUGAUAAUAAAAGCUCUCAUCUUUUGUGUUUCAAUGUUCAGACAUGAUGACAAUGAAAAUGUUUACCUUGUGAACUGACAAGUUUCCUCUUGACCAAAAAGUUUAUCCAUGUAAAUUUGUGACAAUUUUGUUGACCAACAAUCAACUGUUGACUUGGAUAAUGAAAAGAAAUGAAGUUUGGGUGAAAAAUCAACUUAUCAUUGAAAUGAGUCGAAAAAGGAUGAAAAAAAUGAACCUCGAAACACCAUCAAUUGACCCAACAAUUUGAAUGAAGACAUUUUCAUUUUGCAAACAUUUGGACUAAAACAAAAGAUUCAACUCAACAGAUUAUCAUGAGAUUUAUAUCAUCAUCUUACAUUAUCCUGGCUUUGGAUGGCUUUGGUUUUAUUCAUGGUAAAGGAUUAGCCGUUAUUGGUGGUAAAGGUAACCGAGAAGUUUGUCCGGAUUGUCCAGAUAAUUACAAUGCAGAAGAAUUGACCUGGGCUUUGGUCACUUUGGCCAUUGUUACGGGCCUUUUUUUAUCCAUUUGUUUUUGCCGUUUCUAUCCUAAAAUCCGUCAAUUGUUUACUUCCAAUGGUGAAGGUGUAACUAAAUCUUGUCACUGUAAAAGUACACUUCACAGAGGCUCAAUCAAUCCGCCAACCAGUAUGAUAACUCCCAUCACAAUGAUGAACUCAACCGGCCAGGGUUCACUUGCCUCUCAAUCAACAGGCAACACAAUGGUAUCCAAUUCAACCAGUAAAAGUUCAUCAUUGACUAAACAAUCUUCAACCGAAAUUAACGCCAACCUUUGUUUAACCAAAAACAAUGCCAACAAUAGGACGCUAAACGGUUUUAAUCAUAGUAUUAAUGACAACUUUAACAGUACAAAUGCAACUAAAUUAAGCAACAAUGAUAGUUUAAUGAGUAACCCAAAAGGUUCAAGGAUUAGUGUCUCUUAUUCAACUCCAAUGGAUCCCUUCAACAGUGAACCAACAACCAGUCUAAGGUCAAUCUCAUCGUCAACCUCAGCCUCACACGCCUCUGCAUCAACAAUUGUCCCAUCAUCUGCCUCUUCACAUACCUCAUUAUCCUCAUCAAAUCAUCUACAAUAUCAUCAGCAACAUCAUAACCCUCAUCACGCUCAUCAACAACAGCAACAUAAUCAUUCUCAUCGAUCAUCUCUUAAAUCAACCAUUGCUCCAGCAAACUCAUCUACAUGCCAAUUAAUGUGUCCACAAGUAGUAUCAAUAACCACAACAACAACACCGGCAAUAAUAAAUGAUCAAUCAACUGUUUACACUUCACAUAUUUAAACUGCAAUGAUUGAUAGGACUCAAUGAACGAAAAGUAAAUAAUUUGAAUCAAUUAACCGGAAAACCAAAUGAACAUUGAAAUCGUUCAACAUUGAACCAUUGAUGAUCCAUCAAAAUAUCAAGCAAUAUUCAACAAUCAAAUUGUUACAACAGAACAUGAAAAAAACAAAAUCAUCAAAUGAUACUUUUCGUUUCACCAAUUAACCUCUUCUUUUGUAAAACAAAAACUAGAUAUUUUUCACCUCCAUCAUGGUAAUACUUCAAAGAUUUCAAGGAUUUUUCCUUCCAUUUUCAUUCCCUUCAUCUUUUCUCAUCCUUGCCCUUUCAAUUGUUAAUGUUGACCAAUUGAAAUUAAAAAUUUGGACCAAAAGAGAAACGAGAAAAAGCAAAAUUUCCAGUUCAUCAGUUUUGUUGUUAAUGUUUCAUCGCAACUCAUCGACAAACAUUUAAUAUGAAUAGUGAUUGUAAUAAUGUUGCAAAUAAAUGAUCAAAUUGAAUCAAUUGAAUCAUCUCUUUACUUUUGGACGCAAGUUAUUAACCUUUAACUCUUUUAAUCAACUGAUUACGAUUGAAUCAAAGCAUAUUUUUUAUUGCAUCCAAUUUGAAUGUUUCCAACUUUCCCCUGUCAUUUACAUUUGUAAUUAAAGAUGCAACCAAUUUGAAUGCAAAUUGUGUUUCAACUGUAAUCAGUUUUCAUUUGCUUUUCGUUGAAUAUCAUCUUUGAAAAGUAAAUCUCAAAUGUUAUCAUUCAAUGUGCUCAUCAAUUUAUCGUCAAAAUUCAAGUAAAAACUCGAGUUGUACAAACUAAAGAAAAAAUGAUUUUCCAUUGAAUUUGCUUUACAUUCAGAAUCGUGUUUAAACUUUCAAUUUGUUGGUUUGCUUAAUGCAAUAAACACUGACCUUUGAAGCCCAAAAGGGGCAUUAAUUGUUGAAAAUUGAGUGAAUCGAGUUUUCAGUAAGUUCAAAUUCUCAUUCAAAGGCCAUCAAUCUUGCACAUGUUGACAGUUUAAUCGUUUGUUUAUUAUAUGAAAUGAUACAAAGAGCAUCAGAUUCUUUCUCAUUCAGUUUCAACUCGCGAAUUUUUGCUCUCAAAUAAUCAUGAAUUUUGUCCUCGAGACUUGUUUACGAUCAUUUUAACUUGGCCAGUCUCAUUCACUAUUAAUUGUUGAUUCGAC
Molecule: messenger RNA, 2541 nt
Organism: Tetranychus urticae (two-spotted spider mite)
Lineage: Eukaryota; Metazoa; Arthropoda; Arachnida; Trombidiformes; Tetranychidae
Source: RefSeq, a predicted model, not a curated record